This is a messenger RNA of Brachypodium distachyon (stiff brome), 1032 nucleotides long. RefSeq names its product ubiquitin-conjugating enzyme E2 5A. The coding region runs from base 218 to 664 and encodes 148 amino acids. Gene Ontology annotation, biological process: protein polyubiquitination. The transcript is spliced from 3 exons. NCBI's taxonomy places the organism in Eukaryota, Viridiplantae, Streptophyta, Magnoliopsida, Poales, Poaceae. The record is from RefSeq and is a predicted model, not a curated record. Gene Ontology annotation, molecular function: ubiquitin conjugating enzyme activity. Gene Ontology annotation, cellular component: nucleus.
AAGAAAACUGGCUGGAACAGAGCCAGCGACAGGUGGGCCCAGCCGAGCUUGAACUAAAAGAAUCCGCGGCGGCCGAUGGCACACAAGAAGAAGGCAGCAACGACUCCGAUCCAUUUCCAGGGCACCCGACGACUAUAAUUCCACCUGCUCCAUCAAUCAUUGACGCCAUCGAUUCGUUCCUCCGCUUGGAGACCAAAGCUUUUCCAAGCCCUCAGAUAUGGCGAACAAAAGGAUUCAGAAGGAACUGAUGGAUUUGCAGAAAGAUCCACCGACAUCAUGCAGUGCUGGGCCUGCUGGAGCGGAUCUAUUCCAUUGGCAGGCCACAAUCAUGGGCCCUAGUGACAGCCCCUACGCAGGAGGGGUGUUCUUUGUGAACAUCCAUUUUCCUCCUGACUACCCAUUUAAGCCUCCUAAAGUGAACUUCCAAACAAAGGUAUAUCACCCAAACAUCAACUCCAACGGCAGCAUCUGUCUGGACAUCCUCAAGGAGCAGUGGAGCCCAGCGCUGACAAUAUCGAAGGUCCUCCUCUCCAUCAGCUCCCUCCUCACCGACCCCAACCCCGACGACCCCCUUGUCCCGGAGAUCGCGCAGCUCUACAAGAACCAGAGGCACCGCUACGAGGAGACCGCGACGGCCUGGACCCAGAAGUACGCCAUGGGCUGAUUGUGUGCAACAUCGACACCACCAGAACCAUCAUCCCCUGUCAUUGCAAAGACCAUUGUGGCGUCGUGAGAAAUUUUUAUGUGUCGAACUGGUUUUCCGCCUUAUGAUGGCACCCAUACCCAGAGACCCAUAUGGCUGUAAUCGCUGCCGAUCGUGGCUUUUCUCUGAACCAUGUUUACUCGUGUACAGUAGUCAAAAUUGGGUAAUUCUUUGCAUUUCUGUUUCCAAACACUGGUUUUAUACCCUGAAGAGUAUCCGUGGUUGUGACGCUUCUGUUGUGCUAUUCUGUAACGUUGUCAAGAAACUGGUGUCACCUUGUAUGUAUCAACACAGAACAACAUGUUCAGAAUCUGUAGUGUUUUGGUUCA